Messenger RNA from Copidosoma floridanum, 879 nucleotides. RefSeq names its product matrix metalloproteinase-2-like. NCBI's taxonomy places the organism in Eukaryota, Metazoa, Arthropoda, Insecta, Hymenoptera, Encyrtidae. The record is from RefSeq and is a predicted model, not a curated record.
AUGAUGGUCCUCUUCCUCGCUAUGGCCCUCGCACUGGGACACGCUGUGCCAGUCUCCAACACUUCUGACGAAGUUGUAAGGAAGGAAAUAAACCGAGCACUUAAUGUAUGGGCAAAACACACCAAACUUGUGUUUGUAGAAAAAAUAAACAGUGACGAUGUCGACAUCGUGAUGUCUUUCCAGUCAAAAGAACAUGGUGACUACAGUGAUUUCGAUGGCAUGGGAGGGGUAGUGGCACAUGCUUUUUAUCCAAACCAGAAUCUUGCCGGCGAUGUCCACUUUGACGCUGAUGAGGAUUGGACGACUGAAAACUCUGACAUCAGUUCGAAAACGCAUCUGUUCUCAACCGCAGUUCACGAAAUCGGCCACUCGCUCGGAUUGGGGCAUACCUCGACAAACGACACCAACGACUCGCUGAUGUUUCUCAUUUACAAGCAGUUACCUACUGAUUACGAGCUGCCACUGUAUGAUAGGCAAAACAUCCAAAAGCUAUACGGAGCUCCAGUUAAUAAUCGAAGGGUAAUGUAUUCUCGACCUGCUACCACAACGACGGCGAUACCCAAGCGGAAAUCAAAUCAAAGACAAAUGCAACAUCGAUUCAAAUAUUAUUCACAUGGGUCGCUACCUUAUCAUGAAAUAAAAACUCAAAUAACCAGUACAACCACGCGUCGGUCCAAUACCAACCUUGAGGAGACCCGGGGAUGUGAUCUCGGGAAGUACGACGCCGUGAGCCUCUUAAGUACAACGUACUUUUUCAAGGGAAGUACUGGAUGGGCUGCCCCCAAAAUGUGGACCACACCAGCAAAGCACAUCAUCGAGUUGCGAGUACGUGGUAUCGUCGAAAUAUUCCGCGACCAUAUUCCACCUACAAGGGAGUAA